UCUGUACCCAAAAGGCACAUAUGGCUUAUUCAGCGGUUGAGGUUGCUUCUUUGACAUCCGCAAUUACAGUAAUAAUUUUUGGGAUUUGUUUCUAUCUUUACUACAGGUACACUAUGGCGAAAAAGAGUCAGAAUAAUCCAAGUUUAAGAAUUGGACGAGAAGAUGCAAUCAUAAAUACCCGAGAACUGGCACAACAAGGUGGGACUUUUAAAGGUGUUUUGGUAGAAGAAAAUGGUUUAGAAGUUCUUUAUUUGAGGAAGCUUGAAGGUGGACAACUACGAACUUGUGUCUGGAAUUCCAUGGAAUCAGAGGAUAAAAGAGUUGAUAGCGGAUUUGAUGAUCACCAAACAUCGAAACCAAUUCAUGAGUGUAUUGAAUCUGUUGAUUAUUCACCGAAAAAGACAACACCACAGCAUCCAGCAUGGCAACAAAAGCCAUCAUCAGUAGUCCCAACACCGCCGCCGCCGCCACCACCACCACCACCAAUGCAGAAGACAGUACCACCAAUUCCACCACCACCUCCGCCGCAACCAUCAUUGCAGAAGCUGUCACCGCCGAUUCCACCACCCCCACCUCCAUCUGCAUACUCAAAAAAGAUAGUUACCCCUCAACCACCACCAGUGUUCACAAGGAGGAACCAUGCACCGCCCCCUUCAUCAUUUCAUUCAGGGAGCUUUAGUUCAUCAAUGAGACCGCCUACAAUACCAAAAGUAAAGGCGGAUGAUCAGAACGAAGAACGGUCAAAAGAAAGUCGUGAAGUCCCCAAGAAGAUGAAGCCAUUUCAUUGGGAUAAGGUGAAUACUGAUGCAGAUCAUUCGGUUGUAUGGAAUGAAAUUGUCGACGGCUCUUUGAAGUUUGAUGAGGAACUUAUAGAGACCUUGUUUGGAUACAAGGCAAUAAAGAAAAAUUCUAAAGAAGCAAAACACAUAUCUCCUAAAUUUGGUAGCUCAAAUUCAACUCCAUCAGCUCAAGCUUCAAUUCUUGAUCCUAGAAAAUCACAGAACACAGCAAUCGUACUCAAAUCACUUGCAAUUUCUCGCAAAGAGAUCAUUGAUGCCAUCUCAGAUGGCAGAGGACUAAAUGGAGAUAUACUCGAGAAACUGACAAAAAUCUCACCAACGGAAGAAGAAGCUUCCAGAAUCCUCCAAUUUAAUGGAAACCCCGCCAAACUCCCUGAUGCUGAAUCUUUCCUUUAUGAAAUACUGAAAGAAAUCCCAACAGCAUUCACCAGGAUCAAUGCCAUGCUCUUUAGAUCGAAUUACGACCCAGAAAUAUUGCAUCUUAAGGAAUCCUUGCAAACACUUGAAUUGGGAUGCAAAGAACUAAGAGCCCCUGGAAUCUUCUUGAAACUUCUAGAAGCUAUUCUCAAGGCAGGAAAUCGCAUGAAUGCUGGAACUGCUAGAGGCAAUGCUAAAGGCUUUAACCUUAGCGCUCUUCGAAAACUUUCUUAUGUUAAGAGCAUUGAUGGAGAUACUACCCUCCUACAUUUUGUUGUUGAACAAGUGGCCCGAGCUGAGGGUAGGCGGUGUAUGAUCAACAGGAAUCAUCAAAGCAGCCAAAAUGAUCAAGAUUCUGAUACCAUGAUAGCAAAAGAAGAAAGAGAUAGGAAAUAUGUAAUGCUAGGUUUACCUGUUCUUGGAGGAUUAAGUACAGAUUUCGCUAAUGUGAAAAAAGCUGCCACGUUAGACUAUGACAGUUUCGUGGCCACAAGUCCGAACCUCUCAGGGAAAGUGUGUGAAAUUCAGGAACUCGUGACACACUGUGGAGUCGGUGGAAGAGACGGGUUUGUGAAGGAAAUGAAGGAGUUUUUAGAAGACUGUGAAGAUGAGCUGAAAGUUGUGAGGGAAGAGCAAACAAGGGUUAUGAAUCUUGUAAAGAAAACUACAGAUUUCUACCAAAUCGGAUCCUUUAAGGAUAAAGGUGGACAUUCAUUUCAAAUAUUUGGUUUUGUGAAAGAUUUCCUUGACAUGGUAGAUCAAGUGUGUGCAGAUCUCACAAGGAAGGUGCGAACAAAGACUGUGAAAGGCGUGGGACCUUCGUCACUGCGGAUGUCACCAUUAAUGGCUCAAAACAUGCAGUCGUUGUACUUUAAGCCUGAAAGUUCAAGUGAUUCGGAGGAUGACUUCUAAGGUUCACGUGAACACGAUAUGUAAUGGAUGAUUUUCAUGAUUCUUUUAUUACCAUUUCGUAUA
Messenger RNA from Erigeron canadensis, 2192 nucleotides. RefSeq names its product formin-like protein 8. The record is from RefSeq and is a predicted model, not a curated record. Gene Ontology annotation, biological process: actin cytoskeleton organization; actin nucleation. NCBI's taxonomy places the organism in Eukaryota, Viridiplantae, Streptophyta, Magnoliopsida, Asterales, Asteraceae. The transcript is spliced from 2 exons. Bases 21 to 2129 code for a protein of 702 amino acids. Gene Ontology annotation, molecular function: actin filament binding.